Hibiscus syriacus is the source of this 443-nucleotide messenger RNA. RefSeq names its product 60S ribosomal protein L10-like. The record is from RefSeq and is a predicted model, not a curated record. Gene Ontology annotation, biological process: ribosomal large subunit assembly; translation. The transcript has a single exon. Gene Ontology annotation, cellular component: cytosolic large ribosomal subunit; ribosome. The coding region runs from base 12 to 443 and encodes 143 amino acids. Gene Ontology annotation, molecular function: structural constituent of ribosome. NCBI's taxonomy places the organism in Eukaryota, Viridiplantae, Streptophyta, Magnoliopsida, Malvales, Malvaceae.
AGUCGGUUGGGAUGAAGAAGAAAGGUGUUGAUGAGUUCCCUUUCUGUGUCCAUCUUGUUAGUUGGGAGAAAGAGAAUGUCUCGAGUGUGGCAUUGGAGGCUGCUCGAAUUGCCUGCAACAAGUACAUGGCCAAAUUUGCUGGGAUUGAUGCUUUCCACUUGAGGGUGAGGGUUCAGCACUUCCAUGUUCUGCGGAUCAACAAGAUGCUUUCAUGUGCUGGGGCUGAUAGGCUUCAGACUGGAAUGAGGGGUGCUUUCGGGAAACCUCAAGGAAGACGUGCAAGAGUCAACAUUGGUCAGGUCCUGCUGUCGGUUCGUUGCAAGGACAGCAACAGCCACCAUGCACAGGAGGCCCUCCUCCGUGCAAAGUUCAAGUUUCCCGGUCGUCAAAAGAUUAUUGUUAGCAGCAAGUGGUAUGCAUUUUUGUUUCUUACACAGAAUUGA